This is a messenger RNA of Microdochium trichocladiopsis, 821 nucleotides long. RefSeq lists its product as uncharacterized. The record is from RefSeq and is a predicted model, not a curated record. The transcript is spliced from 2 exons. Bases 156 to 770 code for a protein of 204 amino acids. Lineage: Eukaryota; Fungi; Ascomycota; Sordariomycetes; Xylariales; Microdochiaceae.
GGCAGCUUGGAGGGCCAAAGAAGUAUAUAGACCUCUUACAGCCCAGCUCUUCUUCCUCCGACUAUCUCAUCUGGAGGCAACGUGCGCAGCAACAAUCAGUCAUACUUAGAACCCUCACGUAAACCAAGCAACAUCCAUAACCACAAUCCACAACGAUGCCUAACACGUUCACCCUCGAGGCCCAGCCCAAUACCGACAUCUGGAGAAAGCCGCCGGUCAAGGACAUCUUCAAUGCCCCCAUCUCCCGCACCCAGCCGGGCCUGCUCAAGAACUUCCAGUCAGCCCGCAUCACCUUCUGGGCCGACUGGACCGAGCGCUACGACCAGGCUGGCCUCCUGCUCACGCUGGACCGCGCGUCCGGCGGAUCAGGCCAGCAGCGCUCGUCUCCGGAGCGCUGGGUCAAGACGGGCAUCGAGUACUACCAGGGCGUGCCCCAGCUCAGCGCGGUGGGCUGCGACCGGUUUGCCGACUGGCACGUCAGCCCGCUCGCCAGGAAGUCUGCGGACGGCACCGUGACGCUCGAGGUCGUGCGCGAGGGCGACGAGAAUGGCAAGAGCAUCUGGAUCUACCAGCUGAUCCUCGACGAGGAGGGCAAGGUCAAGGAGAAGCAGCCGAUGCGCGAGAUCUGCUGGUUCCUGGCAGACGAGGGCGAGGGCGAGGGCAAGGAGUGGAAACUCGAGGUCAGCCCGCUCAUCUGCCGGCCGGCGAGCGGGACGACUGAGUUGCUCAAGGUCGAGUUCAAGGACUUUGUCGUCGAGUGGCUAUCCUGAGACGCAGGGAGCGUGACGCGCGCUGGAAGAUACGGCCAACAAUGAACAAUU